GGUAAAUACGGAGGGGGAUUCAUCGUCGUUACAGAUCGUUUUUGAAACCCUAAUUUCAUCAGUUUGUUGAUCGAUCUUUGUUACGAACUCUAGAUUUGAAGGAAAAAUCUGUAUACUGAUUGGAGAAAUAUGAGUGAUGUGGCCGAUAAACUGUCUUACUUUCAAGCAAUUACAGGUCUAGAAGACACUGAUUUGUGUACGGAGAUCCUGUCUGCUCAUGGCUGGGACCUUGAACAAGCAAUCUCAAGUUUCACUUCUACAUCAACGUCAAAUUCCGAUGACAAUAAUCCUCCCACAACUUCCUCCGUCGCCACCGUUACCGACAGAGCUGACGAUGGAACUGAGGGAUUCGAACAAUCAAGAGUAAUCAACAUUGGAGGGGGAGGUCCCCCAGGUUUAGCAUGGAAGAUCAUUACGCUUCCGAUUUCUAUAAUUUCUGGUAGCCUAGGGUUAGUUUCCGGUGCAAUUGGGCUGGGUUUAUGGGCCGCCGGUGGUGUUCUGUCUUAUUCAUUAGGCAUGAUUGGCUUGACUAAUUCUGGACGUAAUGGGGAAUCCUCGUCGGCUCCUAUAGUUUCGGCGACGGCUGCCGCUUCGGAGGCGAGGCGUUUCGUAUCGAUGUUUGAGAGUGAGUAUGGGGAUAGGCAUCCGAAUUUUGUUUCUGAUGGUUUUAUGGAAGCGUUACAGCAGUCGAGGCACGAGUUUAAGCUGAUGUUUGUGUACUUGCACUCGCCUGAUCAUCCUGAUACGCCCUCCUUCUGUGAAGGGACUUUAUGUUCCGAGGUUUUGUCAGCGUUUAUAAAUGAGAACUUCGUAGCUUGGGGUGGGAGCAUUCGGGCAAGUGAAGGGUUUAAGAUGAGUAACAGCUUGAAAGCUUCUAGAUUUCCUUUCUGUGCUGUGGUUAUGGCUGCUACAAAUCAGAGGAUUGCUUUGCUCCAACAGGUUGAGGGGCCUAAGUCGCCUGAAGAAAUGCUUACAGUGUUGCAGAGAGUCCUGGAAGAAAGUUCCCCGGUCCUUGUUGCCGCUAGACUUGAUGCCGAGGAACGUAGAACCAACAUACGUUUGAGGGAGGAACAAGAUGCUGCAUAUCAAGCUGCACUUGAAGCUGACCAAGCUAGGGAACGCCAGAGGAAGGAAGAACAAGAAAGACUAGCGAAGGAAGCUGCUGAAGCUGAGAUGAAACAGAAGGAAGAAGAAGUUGCCCGUGAAAGAGCAGCGCGUGAAGCUGCUGAGAGAGAGGCUGCAUUGGUUAAACUGCGUGAGGAGAAAGCUUUGUCUUUGGGCCCUGAACCUGAAAAAGGGCCUGAUAUUACACAGGUAUUGGUGAGAUUACCAAACGGAGAACGCAAGGGUAGGAGGUUCCAUCAUACGGCUACAGUACAGUCCCUAUACGACUUUAUUGAUUCUUCAGGUUGCUUAGAAAUCGGUACUUACACUCUUGCCACCAACUUCCCUCGUGUUCUUUAUGGUCAAGAAAAACUAUCUUCAACGCUUAAAGAAGCCGGAUUACAUCCUCAAGUCAGUCUCUUUGUUGAAAUGAAUUCAUGAUAUCAAUUUCUUUUUCUAAUUAGGGAUUUGGUUAAAACCAGUUUCAAUAGGGUUUGUGGGCAAAACUUCCAUGUGGUAGAAUCUUUUUUAUCUCGAUGAAAUACCAUUUCUGUUUCGAAAACCAGGUUAUUUGUCAUCCCCUAUAUAUGAUAUGCGUAUGCCACGUAUUUAUCUGGAUUAACGGGUAUACAACGUGUUUCAAUGGCUAGAAAUAAACCAAGUCGUUUGUAGUUGAUUCUGUAAGAAGUACAUGGAUGGUUUUGCAACAUCUUUUGGUACAACUUUAAGUACGAUAAACAAAGUACAAUGAACAUAUGAUAUUUAUUAGUACAUGAAGUGAGACUGAAUUAUGUAUG
This is a messenger RNA of Cynara cardunculus var. scolymus (artichoke), 1901 nucleotides long. Its product is annotated as plant UBX domain-containing protein 10-like. Gene Ontology annotation, molecular function: ubiquitin binding. NCBI's taxonomy places the organism in Eukaryota, Viridiplantae, Streptophyta, Magnoliopsida, Asterales, Asteraceae. Bases 130 to 1545 code for a protein of 471 amino acids. The transcript has 4 exons. The record is from RefSeq and is a predicted model, not a curated record. Gene Ontology annotation, cellular component: endoplasmic reticulum.